Molecule: messenger RNA, 1186 nt
Organism: Pelagomonas calceolata
Lineage: Eukaryota; Pelagophyceae; Pelagomonadales; Pelagomonadaceae
Source: the annotation of a GenBank genome assembly
ACCCGACACUUUUUGGCCCUCCACUGCGGCAUCCAAGCCCUAACAGACACGCGUGCACUCAGAAGAGAUUCGCGGCACUACUAGCUUGCGGCACAAGCACGAACCUCGACCCACAAGGCACCCCAAGAUGCUGUACAGCCAGCUCCUCACCUUGACGGCUGCCGUGGCAUUUAUGACGCCGCGCGGCGUACCGGGCGGCAUCGCGGUGCGAUCGCAGGGCGCCGCCGCCGCGACACAAAUGCGCCAACGAAAAGGCGCCGCCGCCGCGACGCAGCUGCGCUCCAUGGCCGAGGACGCCGACGACUUCCCGUCGGACAGCGCCGUGCCCGACGAGCCCGAGCCGGAGCCGACCGGCGAGGAGGCGGACGCGCCCUCCGACGUCGAGGGUGACACUGGCGAGGACUGCGCCGCGCCGGCCGUGGAGGCGUGGAACGAGGAGCUCGCGCUGGACGCGGAGACGGCGCUGCUCGACCGGUGCCUCGGCGUGGACCGGGGUGCGUCGGCGUCGGAAGCCGAUAGAAACGACGUCGAGCGGCUGGCGCGCUCCCUCGAGGCGCUCGCGCCGCCGCUCGACCCGUGCCGCCUCGAGGGCGUCUGGAGCCUGGUCUACUCGUCGGAGCCGGGCUUGUAUAGAUCAUCGCCGUUCUUCUGGAGCUUUUCGCGGUUGUUGGAGGGCAAGACGUCGCCGACGCCCGUGCCGGGCGCCAAGAAUUCGGAGCUCGCCGAGGCCGUGUACGCGGUGACCGACGCGCUGGGGCCCUUUUAUACGGUGGGCGACGCCACGCAAACGAUCACCGCGACGCAACUCGUGUCGGAGGUCGAGCUGUCCAUCGAGCCCCUGCCGAAUUUACCUCCCGUCGGUCGCUCGUUAAUGACGUCGACGGCGUCGGCCGUGCCGACCGCGACGGGCCUGGAACUCACGCUCGAGAAGACCGAGGUCCGCGACUCGACGCUCUCGCAGCUGCCCGGUCUGGGCUUCGUGUCGGACCUGGCCUUCCCGACGAAAAAUGCGUUUGAUGCGUUGUCGAACGCGCUGCAGCUGACGCCCGACGCCUCGACCGUGCAGCUCCUCGCGACGUACGUGAGCGAUGGCGUGCGCGUGACGCGGACUGAGGGCGGGUACCUGUUCGUGCACGAGCGGGCAUACUAGUAGUAACUGUGCUCAUAUUAGUCACUCAUAAGCUCC